UGUGACAUGUUUCAGGUCGUCAUCAGAUUUGCAGAUCACUGGCUUUGACCUUUCUCCUGUUCACACAGUGGGGCACAAGUACUUCAUUGUUAUUGAUUAUGUGAUAUUUGUGUUGCUGUUGGUGGCCUCCACAGCCAUCGGGCUGUACUACGCCUUCACCGGAGGACGGCAGAGAACCACGCAAGAGUUCAUGUAUGCAGACAGGAGUAUGAAGUGCCUGCCGCUCUCUCUGUCUCUCAUGGCCACCUUGCAGUCAGCCGUGGCCAUCAUUGGCAUGCCGGCUGAGGUUUACAGCAAUGGAACGCAGUUCUGGUUUAUCGGCUGCUCUUAUAUUCUGGGUCUCCUGAUACCAGCACACAUUUUCAUUCCUGUGUUCUACAGACUACAUCUCACCAGUGUUUACCAGAAGGCAGGCCUUCAUUAAACCCGGAACUAAUUGAGCCAUUUGUGCCAGGCUGGGGAGAAAGAAAUUGAUGGCACAAAAAUGAAAUUGUCUAAGGGCAUCAUUCUCCUUUUUCUGGGAUUGUUUUUUAAGGUUGCUGUGGCAGAUAGUUCCACACAGGUGUAUUGGUUAGAGCUUGAAAUCGAGUCAUCGGUGUAUGACAACAUCACUGAGCUUUUGAGACUGCAUCCACAAAUAAGCAUAACUGAUGCAACUGUAACAAACAUCGUCAUCACAACAGAUUGCAAACUGGAUGAGAUACAUAAGAAUUGUUCAUGCAUGUUGGACCACACAUUCAGUGAGGACAUAUUAAAAAAUUAUGACUGCCGCAAUGACACCUGCACGCAGAAAGUUAAUGACAUUGCUGUGUGUCUGCCUAAAAAAAGAGUAAGCAUCAAUGGAUUGACUACAUUUGCAAAUGAGUCUUGCAUAGUUUUAUGUGAUCCAAACAAACGAGAUACUAAAGAGUACCAGGAUGACAACAAUAAAAUAAUCAAAAUGCUUGCGGAAAAAUACAGCACAUUGAAAAAUUUCUGGCAGCUACUGUUUAACUCACAAUCACAACUUGUUAUUUUCUCCAAAGGCUUCAUCAUUAUUGGCGGUACUCUGGGUCCGAUUGAUAUCGAUUCCUCUGUAACUAUAACCUGUCGUCCACAAGACACGCUGGGAGAGGUAAAGUGGUACUUAAUAGAUGAGUGGAAUAAAAAAAAAACAGAGAUCACAAAAGGACAAGAGGCCAGCUUUGAUAACAAAAAUUCCGAGGACAUUGUUUAUCUGAAAAAUAUUUCAGGAAGCUGGAAAGGGACAAUUCAGUGUGUGUACACAAAAGGGUCCAUACAACACACAGCAAGUACAGUGCUGGACAUAGCCCUUCUGCCAGAAAUACAGGCUAAGAGCACUCCCCAAUUUGCUGAUUGUAGAAAUAACCAAUUCAAAAAGGCUGUCAUUGAAUGUAAAAUUUCUAACAGUACAGAAAAUUACACGGUUGCAUGGAAUACUGAUCUUAGUUUCACAGAAAUAGGACCAGAAAUCCAGGGGAAUGUUUUAUCUUACAAAGCAGAGGCGAUCAUAAAUUGUGAAUCAUAUAUUAAGCAUAAGAAUGAGACACUGAAUGUUGCAUGUACAUUCACCAACCACAGAGCCAAUUACAACAAAUAUAAAACCAAAAAUGUGGAGAUCCCAGUCAUUCUUCCCCACUCACAAUUCUGUGAAGAAGAUAGCGGGUGGCCCGUCACAAAAAACAACUAUACGGCCAUUAUAUCCUGUGGGAACUCUGCUGUUGGUUCAAAAAUGAAAAAGUGCUAUGAAGGGUGGAAAGACGAAAUCUCUACUUGUGUGAAUAUGGAUCUGCAUGGCAUUAAAAGUGAUAUAGAGAUUUUAAAUAAAGGCAUUGGCCUUAUUAAGAAUGAUGCAGACGGACUUUUCAGACGAAUGCAGCAUUCAACCACUGUGGAGACAUUCAACUCAUUUGCAAAUAUUAACGCAUCUGUAGUUAUUUUUGAAGCCAUGAACAAUGUAUCUAAACAGCAGUCUAAUCAAUGGAACGAUACUGUCAUGCCUGACUUUGUCAGCGCUAUAAGCAACGCUUUGAAUAAAACAGGAGCCUGGAACAAUCCUGAAACUAAAAACACUAAUUUAUCUAUAACAUAUCUACAGACUAUUGAGAAAAUUAUACGCAACUCAAAUCUGACCAUGAAUCAGCCUCAAAAUUCUCUUAAUGUUAAACUGGCAGUCUGUAAUAAGACCGGAGAAGCACACUGCAGCAACUUUAAUGCCAGCAUCAGCACAGACGAUAGGGUCGUUGUCGUUGCAUUCCGGAACCUUCACGAAAUUUUACCAGAGUAUGAAAAAAGUCCCUUAGAGACCACCAUCUUGUCAGUCACCACUGUAAAUAAUGAGAAUUCGUCCAUCUCUGUCCAGAUGAAGUUCGAUUACGGUGAAGAAAGACUUCGGAAUCAUGAAAUGUAUUGUCUUUUCUGGGAUGAAAAUAACAGAACUUGGUCUACAGAGGGGUGUGAAUGGGGUGGUGCAGAAGAUCAAAAGUUGUGCAAAUGUACACACAACUCUGCCUUCACCAUGAUGAUGUCCAAAAAUGCAGAGACCCUCCCGUAUAUGACGGAACUGACCUACGCUGGCUUAGGAAUAUCCAUCGUCUCACUUGUUCUGUGUUUAAUCAUUGAAUUUUUGGUAUGGGAUACCGUUGUAAAGUCAGACAUCUCCAAGUUUCGCCAUGUGGCCUUAGUCAACAUCUCUUUAUGCUUGCUGUUUGCACACUGUGGAUUUUUAGCAUCAUCUGAUCCAAAAGUAAUCCCCCAAAACUGGUGCUCCAUGCUUACAGUAAUCAAACACUUUUUUUUCCUCGCUGUCUUCUUCUGGAUGCUGUGCUUGAGUUUCGUGCUUCUUCACCAACUGAUAUUUGUCUUUGACCAGCUGCGGAAAAAGGUUUUUUUGGUAUUGUCUAUCACCGUUGGUUACGUAUGCCCUUUAAUAUGUGUGGCAACAACCUACAUUACUUUCAUGAGCGGUAAAGAAGGUGAAUACUAUUCCAAAGAGACUUGCUGGCUCAUAUAUCGGGGUGUGCUGAAGGGCUCCCUCUUUUCCUUUGUAAUUCCUGCCUUAACUAUUGUGAUGGUAAACCUUUUCACGCUGGUUGUGGUGAUCAUGAAGAUAGUAACUCCUACUGUGUCGGAUUCAAAGGCGCGGGACCAAAAGGACGUUGCCAAGGGUAUGAUUAAAACAAUAGUUUUCCUAAGCCCUGUCCUCGGAAUAACUUGGCUCCUCGGGAUUUUGGUGCUGCACCUUGAUCUUACACAAAAACCUUUCGCCCAAAUUGUAAGCUACGCAUUUACAUUGUUCAAUUCGCUGCAGGGCUUUUUGAUACUGCUGACAAACUGCUUGGGAGAGAAUAAGGUUCGUGAUGCACUUCGAAAGCGUUUCCAAUCCAAGCAAUCAGUAAAGUCUAAAAGUGAAAGUUCAAGCAAAGCCACAUCUUCAGAUAUGAUAAAAUAAAGAUUGGACAGAUUAAAAUCGGGGCCUUCUAAAAGUACUCAAAGAGAAGACAUGAAACUCGAGGGAAACUUGAAAAACUUCAUGGAUUCAAUUCUGUCACAUUCAACAUUGUUUUCUAGAAAACUGUACAAUUAUUUGUGAUAUUCUAGCUCUAUUCUAGUGACCCUGGAGCACAAAACCAGUCUUAAGUCACUGGGGUAUAUUUGUAGAAAUAGCCAAAAAUACAUUGUAUUAGUCAAAAUUAUAGAUUUUUCUUUUAUGCUAAAAAUCAUU
Molecule: messenger RNA, 3724 nt
Organism: Cyprinus carpio (common carp)
Lineage: Eukaryota; Metazoa; Chordata; Actinopteri; Cypriniformes; Cyprinidae
Product: adhesion G-protein coupled receptor F2-like
Exons: 18
Coding region: 485-3451 (988 amino acids)
Biological process (GO): G protein-coupled receptor signaling pathway; cell surface receptor signaling pathway
Cellular component (GO): membrane
Molecular function (GO): G protein-coupled receptor activity
Source: RefSeq, a predicted model, not a curated record